Molecule: messenger RNA, 1989 nt
Organism: Phytophthora nicotianae INRA-310
Lineage: Eukaryota; Oomycota; Peronosporomycetes; Peronosporales; Peronosporaceae
Exons: 4
Coding region: 57-1541 (494 amino acids)
Molecular function (GO): protein binding
Source: RefSeq, a predicted model, not a curated record
GUACUAUUUCAGUACCUAGGUACUUCCAAGUAGAUCAUUUCGUCGUGCCUGGUACGAUGAGCAGCGCGUCGUAUGCAGCCUGGGCCAAGUUCGACGUGGAGAAGGAGCUGGAACGCGUGGAUGAGUUGGAGCAGCGCGAGGAGCAGCAGAAACAGCAGCGCAAACAGUUGCAGGCCAAAGAGAGCGUCGAGACUUCGGCCACGCAAGCGGCGCAGCAGUCGGCGGAUAUCCUAUCGGCACAAGCCGCAGUAGCGGCUCUUAAGGCCAAGAAGCGAGUGCGUAAGGGCCGCAGAGAGGAUGCAAAUGAUAGCGUAGAAGCUGAUAAAGCUGAGAAGCUGCAGACUCAAGCCUCUCUCUUUAAUCAGAAGCACGAGCUACUGCAACAGAUUCUGGAGAACCGACGUCUAGGAGAUAGAGCUGAUAACAAGCAAGCCAAGCCACUAUUUGAGAAGGCCCUAGCUUCUAUUAAGAAACUGGAAGAGCUGGCUCCAGAGCUGCUCAAGGCAGAGCAAGAACAGGUUAAAUUACUCAACAAGGAGCCUCUUAAGACGAAUCAAAGCGAUAAGAGUCACGACUGCAAGCAUGGGGACAAGGAAGACCACUCAUGUGGUAGAAAUUGCAGUCACGAAGAGAAGAAAAAGACUGACGCUCCACUGCCCAAAGCGAACGACCUGAUGGCUAUUAUAAAGAUGUUCUACAAGGACGUGUACAUGGGGAUUGGCUCUUGUGAUCUGGAAGAAGGAAGGCUGGCAGCAGCAACCGAGGCAUAUAAAGAAGUGCUGAUACGAGAUGAUUUGCACCUUACGGCGUGGCUGAAGAGAGGUGAAGCGUUUGAACAGAUGAACGCACCAUUGCUGGCCAUGUUGCACUACAACCGGAUCAACACCUUGGAUUCUGAGCACAAAAACGGAAAGGAUUCUUUGGAACGAGUGAAGAUCAGGCUGCUGACUCAAGGUGAUGCUGCUGAUGACAACGAUACGAUCAAAAGAGCGGUAUCUGACUUGACUGAAGGCCGAACGUUUAAAGAGAUGCUUGAACGAAUCCAAUGGACGUUUGAAGAGGCCAACGUCUUAGCUGUCGAGAACUUCUUCGACUACUCAACAACGAAAUAUCAAGUUGUGCUAGGCUGUCUGGAAAUACUGCGAGCACGGCCAGAAUUCAGCUCUACAAACGAAGACCAAAUAUCUCCUGUUCUCAGAGAGCUCAAGAUCUCGUGCCAUUUGAACAUUGCGAGCGGCUACCUCGAGAUGCAGCGAAACUAUACCAAGGGUUUGUAUCACUGCGAGCAAGCACUUCAGCAUGAUAACAACCAGGUGAUAACUCAUUUUCGCAUGGGUCAGCUUCAUCAUGUACUGCACAAUUACGAGAAAGCUCUGGCGUGCUUCGAAACUGCAAAAACUCUAGUACCCGUCGCUAAGGACAGUCAAGCCUGUGAACAACGCAAACAAAUACUAAGUAGAAUCUCAAAAGAGAUUGACAAGUGCGAGUUCGACCGCAACCAAUACGACAUGGUGUAUCUCCGAGUUUUAUCAACCAAGUAAACUGCAGAAUAAAUUACGCACUUCUAGCUCUUCUCGUCCUCUGAAUCGGAUGGGUGCGUCACGAAUCUCGACGCAAUAUCGUCAAGUCUUGAGCCGUACGAAUACGUGUCAGUGUACGUAGGAGGCCGCGAUGGAUUAUCGUUUGCUCUUGAUGUCGGGUAUGCACUGCGUAGGCCUCGUGACGACAGGUUUUGGUGCAGUUUUCCUGCUUUUUGACGUGCUUCAAGCAGAGCGUCGUCAUCUUCAAGCAGCGUAUUGAUCUCCGUCGCUGUCUUGCGUACACCUGCACCAAUGUCUAGGUUCUGGCUGAACUCGUACUGUUCGAACUCGUACUUGUUGUAUUCUGUUGCCAGCUCUAACAGGAAUGAAGCUCGGGCAGGCGAUCGAGUGUCCUUGAGAACUUCUUGAGAACCGUUAAUCAGUAAAUAUUGCAGCAGAUUUAGCGCCU